AUGAGUGACUCGACAAGAGCAACGGGUGACCAGGACGCGCGUCCACCGUCGACGAAACGAUUGGGCGACGACCGCACGUGGGACGAUACGCUUGUGCACAAUGGCGCCAACGCUUCGAUCGUAAUUGACGAUGCGACAGUACGGGAAACGCCGUGGACGCCCAAGAGUCUCGGACGCGCAAAGACGGCCAUUGUUUAUAAACAAACACUGAACGACACGCUGCUCGUAUUGGAGCGCGGCUUCUUCUUUACCAGUGGAUGGGUGCCGUAUUUUGUGUCGUUGCAAGAAGACAGCAUCCUGAUGUUUACCACGCGGGAGCGAUGGGAGCAGGGAUACAAGCCCGACAAGGUCAUUGAGCUGCACGACAGGCUGCUACUUGGAGAGAUGCACGUCGAGGUGGUCGGGCGCUACUCCUCGACAGACGGCACCGAUGGCACGUCGCGACUGUUUCAUCGCAAGUUGCUGGAGCUCGAUCACGUACACGAGGUACACGAAGAGCAUCCACACGGCGUGAUCGAUUCGACAAGAGCCAGAGUGGACACUCGAGCUGUUGAUGGCGCCCGCGCGAGCACGCAGUGCAUUUUGGAGUUUGGCUCGAAAAGUCAGUGCACAUUUGAGCUGUGGACAAAAGCAGUUCGCUACGUCUUGGCCGUUCAACGAGCAAUGCAACUGCAUCAACAGCGCAGUGACGAGAGCGAAGAAUUUGACGAUGGCACCGAUGAUGACGAUAGCACCGAAUUUGUCAAUGGCCCAAAACAGUGCUGGGUGUCACCGGGACAGGAUUUGAAGGUGACGCUGCUUCGAAGUGAACUGUGGUGCAGCCGCGUGCUUUCGGGCGAAAAGGAGAAAGCUGCGUCUGAAAUCCGGCGGAUCGUAGCAAUGGAGAAGCUGGUGGCUCAAGUGGAUCAUUCCCAGAUGGCUCUGUUGGUCUACGAGAAGGUGAGCCGCGUGCACGAGUUGUUCGCUGCCAACAGCAGGCGAGAGAUUGAGGGCGUUGAUGCACGAGCGGCUCCGCUGUCAGCAGAAGUUCUUCGCUUCUUUCUCGACCAUCUCAAACGGAAGUACUCUGUGUUCUUGAUCCUCGCACUGACCUACGGAGUCAAAGACACGGAGAUCCGGCAAGCGCACGAGCGCAUGUGUCACGAAAACGCGGCCGUCCAUGCAGGAGUUGGCGGCGGCAGUGGUAAGCAGCAUCAAAGUGUUGCUUCGUGUGGGUUCCAAGACCCCGAGAGCAUCGAGCUGUACGAGAAAUACCGUGACGCAGCAGCCAAUUACCACCGAGUGAAUUACGGCGACACAAGUGCUGCCGAGGAAGAAGAUGCCAUCAUGCAUCUGCCUGUGAUGCUGCAAGUUGCAGUUGUUCGACAAGACGUCGACGAGUCGAGCGCGAUGCUCUCUAUCCUGAACACUGUCAAGACGCGUCUGAGGGAGCAUUGCUGCAGGUGA
Messenger RNA from Hyaloperonospora brassicae, 1446 nucleotides. The record is from the annotation of a GenBank genome assembly. NCBI's taxonomy places the organism in Eukaryota, Oomycota, Peronosporomycetes, Peronosporales, Peronosporaceae.